Messenger RNA from Culex pipiens pallens (northern house mosquito), 2691 nucleotides. RefSeq lists its product as uncharacterized. The transcript is spliced from 2 exons. Gene Ontology annotation, biological process: regulation of cell cycle. Gene Ontology annotation, cellular component: nucleus. Gene Ontology annotation, molecular function: cyclin-dependent protein serine/threonine kinase inhibitor activity. Bases 750 to 1121 code for a protein of 123 amino acids. The record is from RefSeq and is a predicted model, not a curated record. Lineage: Eukaryota; Metazoa; Arthropoda; Insecta; Diptera; Culicidae.
ACUCGCCAGCUCAUUCGUAGCAAAAACCUCGAGCGAGUCGGACCGCCGAUUUCUCCACGUCCACACGCACACUUGUCGCACGCCCGCACACACCCACAAACGAGAGCGCGCGCGCCAAAUAAACACGUACUACGUUGGAAGUUGUUUUGUAUUCAGUGUGCCUCUAUCUCGUCGUCGUCGUCGUCGUCGUUUUCUUCAAGAUCCAAGCAGGCGCGCGAGAUAUAAAUAAGAACAGUUAGAAGAGAAGACAUUUCGCGCGCGCAUUUUUUUAAACAGUCAGUCAGUGAGAUUCAGUUUGUAUAAGGUUGAGUUUGCUGUUUGCUGCUGGUGAGGAAGAAUUUGGAUUCCAUCAACGACUAAGUGGCUGACGCAGAGUUGUGUUCCCGAUUCGGCGGUGAAAACUAGGUUGUGUAACAGUUGAAAGGGGUCACCGAUAUGACGUUUGACUAAUGGCAAGUGCAACCUGUGAGGCAUCUUCUAGAGUGCAAAGUGAAGCCAACCAACUAGUUGGCAGAACGAUGGGUAGCUGAAAAAACAAGCAAAAGAGGCUGUGAAUGAAUACGUUAGCUGGAGAAGUUUAUGAAGUGACUACAGAACGGAAUCACAAGUGCUCAAGUGGCUGCCGAAUAAUACAACUGAAAUACUAUAAGCAACAAGGCUGUGACAAAAAGUGCUUGUGAAACAAAGCGGGAAUAGUAUGUGCUUAACUUUAUCUGGUAGCAAGUGAUAGAAGAGAAACAACAAUCAACAUGACAGCCAGCAAAGUUCAACCGCGACCAAACAGUUUCCUAUCGGCAUCGACCGCCGCUCCCCAGAAUGGUGCCCUGGCCAGCUACGGUAAUGCCGCUCACCUCCAGCGGAACACCAAACGGUGCCUGUUCGGGAGGCCAGAUCCCGCCGAGACAAAAAGACUGUACGACGAAAGUGUACAACAGGAUCGCCAGCGGUUCAUAACUCAGUACCGCUUCGAUACCGUAACCGGCCAACCCGUUGGAAGCUCCUCGAUCUCAUCCUACCCUUCCUCGUCGUCGUCGUCGGCGUUACGCAGAAGCCCCACCAGAGAGUACAGCAGCGGUCGGUCAAACGAGGCCGCCAACAACAAACGAGCCGUGCCAAGAUGAUUCCCUGGAUGUUCCGGAACCACCGCAGCAGAAAUCUUCAAUAGAUCUGUCCCGUGCAACAGUGUUUGUCGCAACCUUCGCAGAGAAAGUCUUCCAACCACACAAAUAUAAGCUAAGCUUAAAGGCUACCGUUCGAUCUACUCCAAUAAGUAUCCCCAGCAGGAAUUUCUAACACUGAAGGUCAUCUUCACCUCCACUUGUACCACCACCAUUACAAGAGAACAAGAAUGGACCCUUUCACAGUAAACCGUUUUCUUCAACACUAGCAUUCACACAUUGAGCAGGAAAACAUCAACACCAGGGGGUUAAAACAAAACAAUAACUAUUAUUUUCAACUUGAAAUGCAUAGCCUAGAUGACGAACCUCUCGCGAGCCUUGGAAGCGUGAAAUACAGACCAUAUGAUCCAAGAGCCGUCGAGAGUUUCAAUUUAUUUUCUUAUUUUAAUAAUACUAAUGUAAUCAAAAAGCAAACUUUGUGAUAAUUUAUAAAAUAUGCGUGUCCUGUUUGAAAAGUUAGCGAGAAAAACAAUUGAAACAAAAGAUCACCGACUAAGCGUCGACCUAUUUUAACAAAACAAAAACACAUACCGGCCUGUAACCAAUUGGCAAACCAGAAAGAAACGCGAAAGAACCAAGAACCGCACGCGCGUUACAAAGAGUUCUUUCAUUGUUAUAUUAAUUUAUAGCAAAUUUUGUUGAGUAAGGACGAAAUUUUUCCCCUUUGAGUAGUUUUUAAGUAAUGUAACGAAAUCGUUAAUAUUUUUUUCAAACCCCCUCUUCGAGCAAACACUCACAAACAUACCAACAAAGUCUACGUGGCUGAUCUUGUAGACGACGGGAAUCAAAGUGUUUGGUCUUCUUUUCUACCAUCUCCCCUCACACACAUUUUUUUCUUAUUAGUUGAACUCAAUCAAAGAAACAAAAAGUUUGAUCUCAUAAUAUUAUUAAACCUUGUUUUAGAGCUGAUAAUGCGUAGUUGUUAACGUGAGAAUAGUAAACAUGAGAUAAUUCAGCAAUUGAAGAUUUGUUCAGUACAAAGCAAAAUGAAGAAAAAUACAAGCACAUCUACACCUUUCUCCAUUCAGUUUCCGUACUAUCAAAAGUUUCCACGCGAAAAAGCGCAUUUCCCUCCAGAAAAUUUGGCUGAAUGUACUGACACAUGAAAAUUCACAGUUUUGAAAAUGGUUUUGGAUGUUCACCCUUCACAGAUACAGUUUCACCAUUCGUUAUUUUUAGCAUUGAGAUUUUAAAGGUAACUUUUACUGCACGUACACAUACACACACACACGAAAGUAAAUUUUAUUGCCAUAAAAGUUAGGAAGAAACUAAUAAUAAUGAAAAAAUGACGAGUAGAGAUUUUCCUUAAACAAGUUUUCAAACAGCAUACCCUGUAGGUGCAAGAUAAAAAAAACCGUUUUUUUUUUCUACCGAAUAAGCUAUUGAAAUGUCCACCCACUUCCGGAUGCGCAAAUGUACGAACCUCAAGUUCAAACAGAUGAAAAGUAAGGGAAGGCAAAAAUGAUUAAUUCUAUAUUUGCAAUAAAUACAUAAGAUCAAUGAAAAUGUAUAA